This is a messenger RNA of Seriola aureovittata, 1964 nucleotides long. RefSeq lists its product as uncharacterized. Gene Ontology annotation, molecular function: protein binding. The record is from RefSeq and is a predicted model, not a curated record. NCBI's taxonomy places the organism in Eukaryota, Metazoa, Chordata, Actinopteri, Carangiformes, Carangidae. Bases 463 to 1383 code for a protein of 306 amino acids. The transcript is spliced from 2 exons.
UUGGACGGUUGUAGUGUCAAUGACGUCCGUUGCCACAUGAUCGGCAUUAAGAAGAUACUGCUUGUAGGGAAAAGUAAACUCACAAUUAUGUGUGAAUUGUAAUCUAACUGAAAAUGCAGAAUACAUAUUAAUGCACUUUUAUGCACUAUGGAACAAAUGGAGAUAAGGUGUGGGAAACUCAGAAAGGGGUAAUAAUAUAUUUAUUUCUUAAUUAGAUCGUGUUUUGACUACCCCGGGACGGUAGUUGGCAGUGUGCACAUAAAUGUUGGUAUUGCAAUCCGCCAAAAAAACACAAAGAAGCAGCAGCUACCCUCCCACUACAACUAGCGCUUUACACAUUAACAAGCGUGGACUCAAAAUUAAUAUUUCUGGCUUUCGGACAGAAAUUAAAAAAAAAAAAAAAAAAUGAAUACCAGUGAGAGGCAACUAGCUAACUGACAAAUGCGGUAGCAGAGCAAAACGAUGGCACAGCCGCCUUCACAGCUGCCGUCAGAGGUCUGGAACCACGUUUUUGGAUACCUGUCAGCGGCAGAUAAGUUAAACGUCCGGGCAUCCUGCAAGUACUUCAAAAAGCUUGUUGACCACGGGUCUCUUUGGAAAGACUGGGCUGUAGUUCUGAGUUUUCAAAAUGGCCCUUACAACAGUCAGUUCUGGGCCACGCUUCGUCGUAGAAGAGUCACCAGUGUGGUGGUUAGGAGCUCCAAAGCUAAGGACUGGAAGCAGCUUGCCCAUUCGCUCCCAGCUGUCGCCACGGUAGUAAUGGACCAAAGCUCCCAGAAGAGCCUCGACUGCUUAAAGGACUUUCCACAUUUGAAGCGUCUGGCUAUAAGAAGCAGCUGCAGUUCUCUUUCGCUAGAUGCUUCCACCGUGUCCAAACCCCAGCAGCUGACUCACUUCAGCAUGUGUGAUGUUACAUUUCCCACAGCAGCGAUGGGCAGCGUCAUUUCUGCUGUCUCCCACUUCACAAAUCUUAUAUCUCUGGUCUGUCAUCAAAUGGGAGUCUUUGAAGAGACGAUUUUAAUGGUUCACUCCAUACUUAACUGCCUGCCUAAGUUGAAGCAUCUGUCAUUGUCUGUUGUGCAUAGACUGUGCACCUUUCACAGUAUCCCCAGACCCAACCCAGGUCCCUCAGGAGGAGCACAUGGACAAGCUGGUGCCCCGGCCUUGUCCAGUUUGGAACUUAUCGACUGCAUGGAUCACUCAUUACCAGAAGAUGCAAUGAGACUGAUGCCUGGCCUGAAGAGUCUUGCUGUAUUCUACAGGCACUCACACCAGGAGAUGCUAGAUAGAAGGCCAUCACCUGUGUGUCAUCUGAAAACAUGGCUGAGUGACCUCCCUCAACUGUCAACCCUGGAUUAUCCUCUGGGGACAUGGGAGCCGUAGCAGUGCAGGUACCAAAUCUCCUCCACCUUCACAUAGACCCCUGGCCCUCAAAUUUGGGAGCUCGCACAGCUCAAAUCCCACAACUUUUUCCAAAGCUGAAACGUCUCAAACUUCGCCAUGAACAUGUACCAGAGAAAAAUUUCUUACGCCUUCACCAGCUGCAGGACCUGGAAUACUUGGAGAUUCUGGAUAGUCGGCCACAUCUCUCUGAACUUACUGCCAAGCUCCAAGCUCUCACAAACUACAGAGUUGAGGUCACAACCUCUCCUCGCAAGAGAGACGUGUUGUCCUGUCCCUGUGUGUGUCAGGUGUACUGAGGAUCUGUCUUUGUGGUAGGUCAGUUGGACUGUUUACAGAUCGCAGUUUGACCUGUGAAGAACCUGUCAGGAUCAAAUUAAUGUCUGGGGUUUUGAUUUCAAGAGACUUCAAAGUGCUAAAGUCGUGACUGCUUUGGACAUCUAUAGUAUCUGGUCAUAUUCUACAUUGUUAACCUAAAUCUGCAGUUUCCCAAUCUGGGGUUCAAAUCCUGACAAGGGUCACAAAAUAAAUAAUUAAGAUAAUAAAUCAGUUUAGUUCCUUUC